AUAAGUCUCGGACGGAAAAGUCAGCCCGGCCGCCAUUAUUUUUAACUAACAAGUGCAUGGGGAUUUAUCGAAAGUUUCGGAGAUAUAUUAAUGGUGUAGAUUAUUAAGGAGCAUUUCACAAACCCAGGACUCGCCAUCAUCCUGGAUGGACGACCCGGUGCCGGAUGGACGGCCAUUAUGGACGCUGUUUUUCGAUGGAACACUAUUCAAGCGUUACCAAGACUACCUGCGGAGUCACGAUCUCACCAAGAUCUUGAACAAUCGAGCCAGUGUAAUUAGCAAUAACUCACUCUCGUCAGAACCCCCAGUGCUAAAUGACGAGACAAAUUGGUUACCUCCCCUUGGAAGCAAAGCUCUGGAGACCAAUGGCGCGACACCGGUCUCGCGUAUGACGUCAACAAAUUCUGAGAACUUUCUGACGGCUGUUGAAAAGAAGCGACGGAACAGGCGCACGACGGGAUGUGUAGUUUUAGGGAUCCUGUGUCUCGGCGCCAUAGCUGCUGCCGUAGCCCUUAUCAUUCAUUUCGUCUUCGUGAAAAGCAAGGAACACGUGUCGAACAGCGCCCCCAUCCAUAUUCCAGGGAGUGACACACAUCAUCAAAAUCUAAGUGCUUUAGUUAACGAUUCUCGGCGACUCGGCCUCACCACAUUGUCUCCUCCAAUACCAAAACUAGAAAACAUCCCCACAAUCACAGAGAAAGGCAGCAAGCCACAGUUUAUACCUCUCAAACCCGUAGAAGCAGCCAAAAACACUCCUAAACUAGCACGGUCGAUUGAAAUUAAAGAUAUGUACACGACUAUUGGAGCCAGUGGGAUAUUUUCCUGUAGUGUCAAUGGAAUAUCGGGAUGGACAUCUGUAUUUUUACGCGGAAAACGAAAAUCUCAGCCACCUGGUAUUUUUGAGUUUAUUUUGACUUCUUCGGGACAAUUUUCGUUAAAGGGAAAUAACUCUGACAUGGUUGUACGUCACAACAAGCAGAGAAACCUGGAAGACAUCAACCUGGAUAAUGUGUUGGUGUAUAUUGCCUACACGGACGUCGCGUGUGACAACCAGGACACAUUCACGUGUGGCGUCCAGGCGGGCGGAGAGACGGACAGUCGGACAGCCAAGGUGAUCAUUACAGUGGAUCCGGCUCCGGAAGUCACGAUGGCGAUCCCAGUGCAGGUCAUCGAGGGGGAGCAGCUUCGCAUUUCCGCUUCCUGGAUGGCAGGCUACCCCGACCCUCACGGAAAUCUGAGCUGGUCCACGAUAAGUCCCGGGGAAACCACUCCUUCGGACUUUUUCUCUAGUGCUCAAACGAUAUGGUCAUUAAAGCGACAGGAGAACAAGUGUAAAACUGUGGUCGACACUCAUACAACAUUUAAACCGAAAUUAGAUUGGAAUGGAACAGACAUCAUCGUCAAACCGGAAAUCACACCAGUAGCGGGAGGAGAAGUCCCGGAUCUGAAAAUAAAGUCAUCACGGGAAACUCUCUACGUUGUUCCAGCAAAUCACUGCGAUGGCUUCUCUAAUGACACCAGAAUCGCCCACCCAUACACAUGCACCAAGAUCGUCAGAUGUAUGCCGGACAAAAUGCUCAUAUACUCAUGCCCGGAACAAACCUGCUUUCAGGAGAAAUCCAAGCAAUGCGACUAGCGCGGGAUUCAUGUGACUAACUGGAUGGCAUAAAUGAUAAUUUGUUUUGAUGGAACGCCCGGUUGUUUUAACUGAUUUCUUUACAUCGUUGACAUUUAUUUUAUUUUCUCUUUUAUUUUACAUGUGAAUUAACAUGGAACAAUAGCAUCAAUACAAUGAUCAACUUGUUUCGUCUCUUGUUAGAUUUAAGAUACAAUUUAUUCAUUUUUCAUUUUUUUCGGGCUUUUGGUGAACACACCUGAGAGAGAAAAGGCAUUAUAGACCUAAAACCGAGGGAAAACUCAUUCAGUUUCAUUUUUGACAUAUGAAUCCAUUACACUCGUUCCUGCAGUCGUUACAUGUAUCGCCAUAUAUUGAAACAAAUUAAACCCCAAAAGGGACAGUGUUCAUAGACUGGAAAAUUAAUCUGACUAAUGUUAUAUUGGAAACACUCGUUAUAUAAACAUGUAUAUAAUUUAUAAUUAGUGUCUGCAUUACAGUUACGUUUAUGCUAAUGUUCUAGUGCAUAACCGACUAUUAUUUUGUGAAGUCAAGUGGCGAAAAAUGUAAGUCGCUGUCUGCUUGUUGAUGAACGGACGCCGUUUUUAUUGCUGUCAGCGUGUGAGUUACCGCUGAUACGGAAUGUUCCAUCAAUAAUUAUUCCUGUUGCUUAGCAACGAAUACGUUACUUGAUUGGUCUAUGUUACAGUCCUUAAUAUUUUCUUGCGUUGUAUGGUAUUCACAGUACUAAUACUAUUUACUCUUACAAUGAUCGAUGUUGUGUUGAUAAACAGUAACUUCGGUUCAAUGAUAGCUAUUUUUAUAUCUGAGGAGCCGCCAUUUUUUGGUUUCACAAUUAGAACUAUCUUCCUAUUAGUGUGAAUACAAUUAACGCAACUAGAGGUAAUAGUUCAUGUGUGAUAUUAUACUGACAACACCAUAUGGUAAAUGUUAUAUAUACUAGCUAAGCUGGAGGAACUACAGCAUUACUCGAUGGUCCUAAAGAUGGACAAAAAAAUUACAGUCAAACCUCGCCAUAGUGACCACCUGAAUUAAGCGACUCCUUGUCAUAAGUGAUCAUACUCUCCCCUCCCAAUGUUAUUCACUAUACUAGUUACCUGAACCUGGACUAAGAGACCACCUGUCUUAUGUGACGUUUUUAUUGCCUCCCUUGAACAAUCACAUAUGGCAAGUUUCACUGUAUGUACAUGUAUAAUUUGAUUCUAUAUUUUUCAUACUUCUAUAUUUUUGCGAAAUUUUAUAUUGUAGAGAAGAUAAUAUAUAAUUUCGCUGUAUUCGCGGUCAAUAGAUAUAGCACGAAAAUAAAUAUCCAAUGGUAAUGUUAAAUGUAGAAUGUCUAUAAGGAGAUGUGAGAACUUGGGCCGAAUGAGACAGUCACGGAAUAUUAGAACGAAUAGACGAAUGAAAGGGGCAUGCAUUGCCACGAAGGGUCAAAGUCAUCUGAAAAAACAAAAACCAUAUGAAGCAAUAGAAAAAUUCAAUUACUUUAAUUGAAAUAUAUCAUUUAUUCGUCUGUUCACAAAAUUUCAAAAUUUGAGCUAAAGUUUACGCUGUGUAAAUUUUCAAUUAUGAAACAUCUGAUAUUUGAUCUUUCUUCGAUUUUUCUUCCCGCAUUGCGUUUGCCAAAUGGAACAUUGGAACCAUAGUGUUGCUAUUGGGUUCUCUGAUGAGGUUCACUUGAUGGGCAAGUCAACAAACAGAUUGUGCAUUUCUGUGGAACAGAUAAGCCAGCCUAUUACGCCGAUAAACCAUUAAAUAGCCAAGAAGUAAACUUCUGGACAGAACUGAAUAGUUAUGGACUAUUUGACAUUGCUAAAAAAGAGUUUUGUGCCUCAAUUAAUACACUGAAUGAUUAACCUGAGGAAGCGUAGUCUCGGCAAGAUAUGGGUCAACUUCACAUCAAGCAGCCAGAGUGUUAACGUGACAGUCCGAUAUGUUUGGAGAUAACAUUAUGUCGUUGCAUUCGCUAGACGUUUUCUUGUGGGUUACCUUCAGAAUCGUGUUUAUUCUCCCCUUCCGAAAGAUAAUAACAAACUUAACCUUGCAAUUAGAAGAGAGACAAGAAAGAUUUCAAGUCAGCCAUGUAACAAAAAAUAUUAGAGAAAGAAUGUGAUUUGUGUCUGAGCAGAAAGAUGGUCAUUUGGAGCACAUUAUUAGCAACGUCAUUAUGACGUUAUACCUUAUAAUAAUGACGUUAUGUAUUACACAUUAUGGAAAUUAAGACUUGUUUUGCAUAUGAAAAUGAUGUAAAAUGGUUCACCUAAAAUAAUAUACCAAUCAAUAUUGUGAAAAUUUUGCAUGUUAUUCUAAUUAAAUGUAUCAUUACGCUUACGUCAUUAUGACAUAUUUGGUAUCAAAAUAUCAGUAAAUGUAUGCACUGUAAACUGUUAUUAUUGAUUUUGGUAGGGUACACCCAUUAUUUAACAUGGUGCUAUGCAAAGGGGUCUCUACAACUAUCGGUAUUGAUAAUGACGAAUCGUUUUUGUGGUUAUGGAUCAUUUUCAUGCCUCUUACAAUUCGAUUUUUUUUUGUCAUAUAAAAGUUUAUUUUUCCUGACUGAUGUUUAGUCUUCGUCAUCUUGUGACCAUAUUCCUUUAACGACAGUAUAUAAAGGCGCUAUUCACCUUCUCUAUGUUUUUCGCAUUUUGAGAGGGGGUAACUUUGAAUCAAACUGAAAUUUGACGAGGCUACUAAACGCACAUGGAUGGAAUUUUUACACAUGACACCGUGAUUCCCUAUCUAUUGAUUACACUGUUAUAACAUUUUAUAACAUCUUUUUAUUUCCAGUAAAGUGGGCAAUUUUCAAA
Pecten maximus is the source of this 4443-nucleotide messenger RNA. RefSeq lists its product as uncharacterized. The record is from RefSeq and is a predicted model, not a curated record. NCBI's taxonomy places the organism in Eukaryota, Metazoa, Mollusca, Bivalvia, Pectinida, Pectinidae. The transcript has 7 exons. The coding region runs from base 146 to 1636 and encodes 496 amino acids. Gene Ontology annotation, cellular component: extracellular region. Gene Ontology annotation, molecular function: chitin binding.